UUGUGUCUAUUUUGUUGGCGGCUCUGAUCCGCUCGGUACAGCCCUAUACAAUCAUUGGUACAGCUCUGAGCAGCGCCAGCCGGACUGGACAGAAGAGAUCGCCGCCAGUUCUCCGUGCAGAGCGAAUCACCUCGGCGCGUUCGUCACAAAUAAAAGCACACAGCCAGAAGGCAGCCUAUUCUACGUCGAUUCAUGGAAUUAUUGUCAGGUGGCGUAGGUUGCAUUUAUUACCAAUUCAGUUCGAUAGUUGUGGCUUCUACCCAUCCUGCCUGAAGGUCACAAGCGGAGCUGCUCAGCACCGACCGCCGCGCCCCUUCAGGACUUCGUCACCCAGGGACUGCAACGAAAGGACGAUGGGGGACAACGAGCUGCAAUAGAGGAGUGAGCGCAGUCUGAGGGCAACAGGAUCUGAAAAGGGAGAUUUGGCUGAUUUAGAGGAGGGACAAGGUAACCCCAGGACUUAAGAGGGAAAGAGGAGGGGAGGGAGGGGGAUUAGGUGCAGGGCUGGACUGGAGGACAGAAGGACUGGAUGCUAUUCUCAAUAGGCCCCAUCAGGUCCCAGCUCCCACAGAGAUGGCCUCCAACUUCAACGACAUCGUCAAGCAGGGAUACGUCCGCAUGCGUAGCAGGAAACUGGGGAUUUACCGUCGCUGCUGGCUGGUGUUUAAGAAGUCAUCCAGUAAAGGACCACGCAGACUGGAGAAGUACACUGAUGAGAAGUCCGCUUACAUCAGAGUCUGUCCUAAGGUGACAGAGAUCAGCAAUGUGAAGAAUGUCACAAGGCUCCCAAGGGACACCAAGCGCCAGGCGGUAGCCAUCGUCUUUACCGAUGACACCUCACGCACGUUCACCUGUGAAUCAGAGCUAGAAGCAGAGGAGUGGUUCAAAACUCUGUCAAUCGAAUGCCUGGGGACCCGCCUCAAUGACAUCAGUCUAGGAGAGCCGGACUUGCUGGCAGCAGGUGUUCAGUGUGAACAUACAGAGCGUUUCAAUGUGUUCCUACUGCCCUGUCCUAACCUGGACAUCUAUGGGGAGUGUAUGAUGCAGAUCACCCAUGAGAAUAUCUACCUGUGGGACAUCCACAACCCUCGCACCAAACUGGUCACCUGGCCUCUCUGCUCCCUGCGCCGCUACGGACGAGAUGCCACGCGCUUCACCUUCGAGGCUGGACGGAUGUGUGACAGUGGAGAAGGCCUGUACACAUUCCAGACGCGGGAGGGAGAACAGAUCUACCAGAGAGUCCACUCCUCCACCCUGGCCAUCGCUGAGCAGCACAAGAGAGUUCUGAUGGAGAUGGAGAAGAACAGCAGAUUGUCUAAAGGUUCUGAGGCGGGCUCCUACCCCUGUACCCCCACAGCCAUCCUGCCCCGCAGUGCCUUCUGGCACCAUAUCACUGGCACCCAGGGGGGCAUGGACCAAGCCCAUGGUGACAUGUUUGGUGGUUCUCAGACUGGCGCUGAUGCAGACCUGCUCUCCACCCGGCUGCCCUCAGAGCCACGCCACGCUACCAUGCCCCUGGCACACAGCCGACACUCCCCCGCCCGCUACCCCACCUACCCCAGCCAGUGAUCCCAGGGGUGCAUUGCAGACCCCUAACCUCCUCCACUCUAUACACCGCACUCCUCCUAUUCUCCUUUCUCUGCAGUGCUUACCUCAACGCCACACCCCCUCAUCUACCCUCCAGCCAAUCAGGUUGGGUUGUGGGGAGUGGGCUCUAAGAUGGGGUCAUAGGACCUCCCCUAAGGCUGGGAGCUCUGUGAAGCAGGACGUGACAGCGCCUCUGGUCUUCUCUUCUUCAUCCAAAGGCUGGUUACCUGAAGGAACUUCAACUCCCAAAAUCCCUCACGGUAGGGGCAAAGUGCAUUGUGCGAGCCAGCAGUGGCUUGUUGCCUCUUAGUGAGCUGACAUUGUGGCAUGGUGCAUCUCUCUUUGCUCUGCUGUGGGUGUGGAGGAGGAACAGGAGGAGGAUGGGCGUGAGCUGUAAGGAUGUGAUUUAGUCUCCUCUCUAACCCCUGUGAAAUCUUAUUUUCUGAUGGGAUUCAGUCAGCUCUCCAUCACCUCAACCCCCUUCGCGACAGACCUCUUCAUGUACCUCAUGCCAGCUCUUAGCAAAGUUCAAUGUUUGGGGCUCAGGACGUCCCCAUACAGCUCUUAUUGGGGGCAGAACAGUAGGACCCCUUCCUACCAUCCCUGCUCUCCAGCAUGAUAAGGAUUGUGGCACUCGCUCCAACCCAUAACUUCAAUCUGACAGACACAUAUGUAAGACAACAGUUUCUUCCCAAGUACUGGCCUUGGCUUCCUUCUUCAACUGUGUGUGGGUGGAAGAGGGACUGUCCCUGGACUACCAUCCAAACAAACUCCUGGUCUAAUUCCACAGAGAAACAAAGGACCACUUGUCUUUCAUCUUUCUUUCUUUAAAAAAAAAACUUGUAGCAGACUUAACAACCUGACUUUACCUUGUAUACUGUUCUGUCUGAUAAAGAAAAUAGACAGAUUUUUCUGGGAGGAGAGGGAGGCAGUGAUGAGAGGGAGGGAGAGCCAUAUGCCUCUGAAGUCAUGACUUCGUUUGUUGUUUUCUCCUGGUUUCCUGCCAUUGGGUUGUGAAGACAUCCAAGGCUGUUCAUAAUAUGGUAAUGGAACCCUGUCCUCUGUGUGUGUGUGUGUGUGUGUGUGUGUGUGUGUGUACUGCAUGAAUGGGAUACACAGUUACUGUCAUUUGGCCACUUUAAAACCUAUGUUAAGAGAGAAUUUAGACAUGGUAAAUAAUAAGCUAGAUUUAAAAAAAAUAUAUAUAGACGUCACAAAGAUGUAGCCACUCCCUCAAACCUCAUCAUUAUUGUGGAGGUCCUUGGUCUGAGGGAGACACCACGGACUGUGUCAUAGUGUGGCUCCUCAUUGAGUUUCCUGUCAGGCACAAGAGUAUAAUGAACUAGUGAAGUUGUGAUAACCAUUGUUAAUGUCCCGUGUUUGUAGCUUCACAGACUUUCUGGUGUGUGGGGGUGGGUUAUCGCCUGACCAAAAUGGUUCUUGACAUGUUUGCACUUGUUUUUUUCCCUUCUUUUUUUAAAUGUGUUUUUGAUAAAUCAGGAGCCAUUGCUCUUAAUUUGGGUCAUGUGAGGGAUAAGCACAGAUCUAGGGCGGGUCCAUAAGUUACCUGCCUCAGAGGACCCUCACAUGGAGUCCUUUCAUUUUAGGGGUGUAGCCUAGAUACUGCUAGUGGGUUAGUUAGUAGAUGACUGUUGCACAAAGAGAGAAACACAUGUUUUUAUAGCUGGAAGUAUAAAACCUGCCCUCUACACAGUUCUUACAUAAGAUUGGGUUUAUAACUAAUAAGGCUAAUUAUUUCAACCCCGUCUCAACAUUAUAGCAGAUUUGAUUGACUAUGAACUAAGACUUUCCAACUGUGUAUUCAUUUGUGACACUUGGAUAUGACCCAACUAAUACCACCAUGUAGUUAGAGAUUGGACUAAUAUGAAAUAUAUAUAUAUAUAUACUUGCAUACAUACAAUAUUUCACCACUGUUAAAGUUAUUAUAUGUGAAGCUUAUAAAAUGAGGUAAUUUUCUAAUCUCCUUGACUAGGUGUAAUGUUAUUUAUUUGAGUUGGCCAGAGUGGGACAGUCUGAUGUCUAAGGCUACUUGUUAAAUGCUGGAAUCCAAUAAAACACACAUUUACAGAUUAUUUAUCUCAUGUUAACAUAAAGGGCUAAGCUUUUUGUUGAACAUAGGGUUUAAAACAUAAAGACUAUGUAUUUGUGUUUGUGUACAUACAUGAGUUGUUGCUGCCCCCUUGGGUUCUUGAAAAUACAGCUAUUUAUUUCACAUCGUGUGGUCUCUAGAUGUGUGUGUUUGUGAGAGAGAGUGUGCGGUGUACGGCUGAAUGUUCUGUGACAGGGAUUGUCUGGGGGACGUUUCUUUGAAAUGCAUGCACUCUGCACAUUUUUAUACUGCGUAACGAUGGUAAGAUUGAAAUGUUGUGGACUUGUUCGUCCAGAUAUGUGGGUGAAGAUUUUUUUUACAGACGUUUACUUGGCACAAGGGAAUAAAGAACAACGAUUCACCUGA
Molecule: messenger RNA, 4063 nt
Organism: Oncorhynchus tshawytscha (Chinook salmon)
Lineage: Eukaryota; Metazoa; Chordata; Actinopteri; Salmoniformes; Salmonidae
Product: docking protein 4
Exons: 9
Coding region: 574-1569 (331 amino acids)
Biological process (GO): cell surface receptor protein tyrosine kinase signaling pathway; positive regulation of MAPK cascade
Cellular component (GO): cytoplasm
Source: RefSeq, a predicted model, not a curated record